This is a messenger RNA of Meriones unguiculatus (Mongolian gerbil), 2529 nucleotides long. It is a transcript of the gene Mansc1, whose product is annotated as MANSC domain containing 1. NCBI's taxonomy places the organism in Eukaryota, Metazoa, Chordata, Mammalia, Rodentia, Muridae. The transcript is spliced from 4 exons. The record is from RefSeq and is a predicted model, not a curated record. The coding region runs from base 374 to 1636 and encodes 420 amino acids.
CCUGGGCUCUCGCACGUCCGGGCUGGGGCGGUCAGGCUGGACGUUGCUUGGGAAGUAGCUCCGGGUUGCAGGGCAGGGACGCGCCCUUCCCCCGCGGCAAACUUUCAGUCGCUGCGACGGAAGCAGGAACUUGAUCACGACAAAAUCUGCGGGGCCGUUGGGGAAACGGCGGAGCAUCCCCAGCGAUCCUCCCCAGCCCCUUGCGCUGCUUCACCGGUCCUUUGCAAAAGCGCCCUGGACGCCCAAGCGCCACGGGGACCAAAGAGGCGCUGGCAGAGAAAAAGCAGCCUAUACAGCCUUCCUGAAGUAAACUGAGACCAGCAGGGUCACCCUUAACCUCUGAAGAGAGACCAGGACUAAGCAAGAGUUCAGAAUGGUCUUCGGGGGAGAGAGGUUGGCUUCCGCGUUGGUGGUGAUUUGCCUCCUGGCACCAAGGCUGUCUGCUGGUCAGAACUGCCUCACAGAGAGUCUGGAGGAUGUCGUCAUUGACAUCCAGCUUUCUCUCUCGAAAGGCAUCAGAGGCAAUGAGCCCACAUAUGCCGCAGCUCGCGGAGACUGCAUCAGUGCCUGCUGCUCAACACACAACAUAGCAGGGGACAAAUCGUGUAAUUUGAUGAUCUUCGACACCCGGAAGCCAGACAGACAGCCCAACUGCUACCUGUUUUUCUGUCCCAGUGAGGAAGCCUGUCCACUGAAGCCAGCAAAGGGCCUUGUGAGCUACAGGCUCAUCAGAGAUUUUCCACAGACCACAGCUAAUUCAGAGCCCCAGAAGUCAAUACAAGAAGAAUCUCUAUUACUUGGCCAUACGCCAUCAGCGGUCACUCCCCGGGUCCCUCCCGGAACAGGUGACCCAAAGCCCACCAGCCUGUACUGGGGAGGUGUGUCUCCUCAGAAGCCCACGGCCUCAGCUCACGCGCAGAAACUCAUCAAGACCGACGAAGCAAGCACACAGCUCCCUGUUGGUAGAGAAAAAAGCCGUUAUCAGAGUUCACAGCCUUCCUCGGACCUGAAAACGGCUCCUCCGCUCCCUGAAAAGGUGACUACCUCCCCUGCCACCGUAGCCGAUGCUUCCCCGGAGAAGGUCUCUGCCACUCUGAGGCCUGCGCUCCCGUCGGCCAGCGCUCCAGUGACACCUUUGCAGCAGACAGUGGCCGCCGCAGCUCGGCCUCUCCCCACUGCGACCUCGAAGCCCCCAGCAGCCGCCGUGACCACAAGCUUUACACACGUGGUUGCACACCAGGCGGCCUUGGCUACCGUCUUUCAGGCACCUACAGACUCGAAAGGCAUCUUAGAAACAGUGCCCGUUCGAGCGGGUGCCGAGCUGAGUUCGGACAUAGGGCUCGGGAAGGGCCCUGCGGUGCUUCCCUUGUCAACGCCGGAGUCUUCCAUAACCAACCAGACUGCCUCCCGGGAGGAUGGGAGGGUUAGCGCGAACAGCGCAACCCUGAGCAGGGCUCCGAAAAACCAGCGUGGCCUUUCAUUUGAGAAGUGGCUUCUCAUGGGGACCCUCCUCUCUGGUGUUCUGUUCCUAGUUAUAGGCCUCGUCCUCUUGGGUAGGAUGCUGGUAGAAUCCCUCCGCAGGAAACGAUAUUCAAGACUUGAUUACCUGAUCAAUGGGAUCUAUGUUGACAUCUAAAGACCAAUUAGACUUUUUUUUUUUUUUUUUAGUUUGUGUAAGAACUUGUUGCCAAAUGCACCUCUGUUCCUUCUGCCUAGCCCAUGUCAGCAGGAACUGUAUCUUGAAAAACGCCCCCACUAUUUUUCUUCUUUCUCUUUUCCUUCUGAAACAGGCUCAGGUAGCCCAGGCUGGUCUUGAACUCCUGAUCUUCCUGUCUCUGGCUCCCGAGUUCAGGGAUUGCACUAACAUGUCUGGCUUGUUUUGGUUUGUUUUGUUUUGGUUUGGGUUUUGGUUUUUCGAGACAGGGAACAGUCCUGGCUGUUCUGGAAUUCACUUUGUGGACAGGCUGGCCUCUAGUGUACAGAGAUUUCCCCCUGCCUCUGUCUUCCAAAUGCUGGGAUUAAAGGCCUUACUCCUGGUCCAUGUCUGGAAUUUUUUUUUUUCCAUCACUAGAGGACGGGGCCUUCUGCAUGCUAAGCAAGCAGUCUACCCCUCAGCCACAACCGGAACCCAACCAUUUUCUUUUUGUUUGGCUUUUGGGGGUUUUGUUUGUUUGUUUUGUAUUGUUUUUAAGAAGAAUAGAAAGGAUUUUAAAAACUAGGUUAGGUUAUUGCGUGAUCUAUUUGUAAAAUAGUAGCUAAAAAUAAUUCCUAAGUAAAAUAUUAAGUAUACUUGAUAUAAACUAGGAACAUGAAUCUGGCUUUAAAUUAAACAAAACAAACAAACAAAACUCCGUAAGUUUAGGACAUCUGAGUUGCAAGUCAUUACAACUUCUCAUUCCAGAUAAUGGCAACUGUUUGAUACUAGUUUUUAAUGGAUGCUCUUUUCUUUUUUUAUAUGAAUUCCAAUAAAACUCAUUCCAGAUGUAUUUCUCUCCAAUUAAAUAUUUGAAUAAAUCUCUUGUUACUCAA